Molecule: messenger RNA, 2576 nt
Organism: Daucus carota subsp. sativus
Lineage: Eukaryota; Viridiplantae; Streptophyta; Magnoliopsida; Apiales; Apiaceae
Product: ABC transporter G family member STR
Exons: 4
Coding region: 41-2506 (821 amino acids)
Biological process (GO): transmembrane transport
Cellular component (GO): membrane
Molecular function (GO): ATP hydrolysis activity; ATP binding; ABC-type transporter activity
Source: RefSeq, a predicted model, not a curated record
UUAACUGAAGCCAUAUAUAUCUGACCAUUCACGAAAAAUAAUGGGAGCAGGAGAAGACCUUAACAAGAUGGCGAAGUUUGUUCGGACGAACAACAAGAGCCUGGAGAGUCUGCUAGACAUGGACAAAUCAGCACAGGUGAAGAAAAAUAUGGUCAGACAAAACAGCAGAAAGAUAGUACCUGGUCAAGGCCUUGAGUUCAGCAACUUAUCUUACAGUGUAGUGAAGAAGCUGAAGAAGGAUGGUGUGUGGAUCAACAAAGAAACAUACCUUCUCAAUGACAUCUCUGGACAGGCCUUGAGAGGGGAAGUUAUGGCCAUCAUGGGCCCGAGUGGAGCGGGGAAAUCUACCUUUCUUGAUGCUUUGGCCGGGAGGAUUCAUCAAGGGAGUCUUGAAGGAUCUGUCAGAAUUGAUAGCAAGCCAGUCUCAACAAGCUACAUGAAGAUGAUUUCAUCUUACGUUAUGCAAGACGACCAGCUCUUUGCGAUGCUGACAGUCUAUGAGACCUUCAUGUUUGCAGCUGAGGUCAGGCUUCCGCCUUCUAUUUCCAGGUCUGAGAAGAAGAAAAGAGUCUAUGAGCUUCUUGACCAACUUGGUUUAACGAGUUCAGCACAUACUUACAUUGGUGAUGAAGGAAGGAGAGGAGUGUCAGGUGGUGAGAGGCGCAGGGUGUCUAUUGGAAUCGACAUAAUCCACAAACCAUCUUUGUUGUUCCUCGAUGAACCAACUUCUGGCCUUGAUUCUACAAGUGCUUUCAGUGUUGUAGAGAAAGUGAAGGACAUUGCUAGAAGUGGUAGUAUCGUCCUCAUGACUAUCCACCAGCCUUCUUUCAGGAUUCAAAUGCUCCUGGACCGUAUCACUGUCCUAGCCAGGGGAAGGCUUAUAUAUAUGGGAAACCCGUCUGCGCUUCCUGCUCACCUCUCAGGAUUCGGAAGGCCAGUUCCUGAAAGUGAGAAUAGCUUAGAGUACCUACUUGAUGUGAUCAAAGAAUACGAUGAAUCAACUGUGGGGCUUGAUCCUCUUGUUUUAUACCAAUGUGAUGGCAUAAAGCCUGAUCAAGCAGCUAGAACUCCUGUUCAGAGAAUGCCAAGAACACCCAAAACACCACGACAGAAGACCCCGGGGCCUAAACACAUCAGCCUCCGUAGCCAUCAAUUCACUGUUGGAAACGCGACCCCCAGAGCAGAAUCAGGCAGAUCAUUUGACUAUAAUGAUGACGACAACGAUGAAGACUUUGACAACUCCCUGGAACGCAGCAAAACUGUAAACACACCAAUGCACAUGCAAACCAGCGGGGUCUACAAUCCACGAUUAGCCUCUCAAUUCUACAAAGACUUCUCGGUUUGGGUUUACCAUGGAGUGAAGGGAACACCCCGUCGACAACCAUCAUGGACCCCGGCAAGAACUCCAGGAAGAACACCUGGAAAGACACCUGUUUCAAGUUCAAGAAGUCAUCUGUCCAGCAGAUACUCAACCCCUCAACAAAACCGCCCCCAAUCCAAAACCCCAGUAGUUUUCAGCCCAUCAGCAGCAGAGCCUUACUCUGCUUCUUAUGACCAGUUUGACACCCAAAUUCUUGAUGAACCUGCCAACCACGGGCCUAAGUUUGCAAACCCCUGGUUCCGUGAAAUCGCAGUCCUCUCCUGGCGCACAGCCCUCAACGUGGUCCGAACCCCUGAACUAUUCCUCUCACGAGAGAUUGUUCUUGCUGUCAUGGGCCUCGUUCUCGCCUCCCUAUUCAAAGACUUGCAUCACCGUGACUUCCAAACCAUCAAUCGCCUCCUCAACUUCUACAUCUUUUCAGUUUGCCUCGUGUUCUUCUCCUCCAAUGAUGCAGUCCCUACUUUCAUCCAAGAAAGAUUUAUUUUCAUCCGAGAAACUUCUCACAACGCCUACCGGGCUUCUUCCUAUGUCAUCUCUUCGCUCAUAGUUUACCUCCCAUUUUUCGCUAUCCAGGCCUUCACAUUUGCAGCAAUCACCCUCUUCAUACUUGAUCUCCAAAGCAAUCUUCUCAGAUUCUGGAUCAUCCUUUACUCCUCGCUGAUCACCACCAACGCGUAUGUGAUGCUUGUCAGCGCCCUUGUUCCAAGUUACAUAACCGGCUAUGCAGUUGUCAUUGCCACCACUGCUCUUUUCUUCCUGACUUGUGGAUUUUUCUUAAAGGUGACUCAGAUUCCCAUGGUCUGGAAAUGGCUACAUUACAUAUCUGCCAUCACAUAUCCAUUCGAGGCCUUACUGAUCAACGAAUUCAAAAACGACAAAUGCUACAAUGGUGACCCUGCAGAUCUCUCACCUGGUCCUUUAGGAGAAGUGAACAUCAGCAAAGCACACAGCGUCUACGGGGUAUUUCAGAACUGCACAUUGAUAGGAGAAGAUGUUCUCUUCUCCAUGGGGAUUACGAAAGAGAACAUCUGGUAUGACAUUGGCAUUUUGCUGGCCUGGGGUGUACUUUAUCGCCUCCUUUUCUAUGUUGUUCUCAGAUUCUACUCUAAGAACGUUAGAAAGUGAAGACUGUAGUAAAAUGUCAUGUCUGUUCACUGCUAAUCAAGUAUUAAGUCCCAGAUUUUUCGGAUUAUCA